This is a messenger RNA of Aethina tumida (small hive beetle), 1507 nucleotides long. Its product is annotated as protein Wnt-11b-1-like. Bases 111 to 1262 code for a protein of 383 amino acids. Gene Ontology annotation, molecular function: cytokine activity; frizzled binding. The transcript is spliced from 5 exons. The record is from RefSeq and is a predicted model, not a curated record. Gene Ontology annotation, biological process: cell fate commitment; canonical Wnt signaling pathway; multicellular organism development. Lineage: Eukaryota; Metazoa; Arthropoda; Insecta; Coleoptera; Nitidulidae. Gene Ontology annotation, cellular component: extracellular region.
CGAGCCUUCCGCGACCGCUCCGAUCAAGGAAGAAUCGAAGAAACGCGCUUUUCGCCAGCUAACCAAAUUUUAAUUAACCAUUAGUCGAGUGCCAUGUGAUAGCCCACACUAUGGGGAAAAGUCGGUGGUUGGUUGGGUGUUUUAUUCUUGUGGUGCUCUUUUUCAACGACGGAUUUUGUAUUCGGUGGUUAUCACUCCAACACUCAAAUCUGCAUUGGAACCUCACGUCGCUAAACAACAAUCCAGGCAGAGGUAUAAGAUCGGGAGUUCGAUCACCCUGUGCCGUGGCAAGAAGGCGUUAUGGCUUCGCCAAAGUCCAGGCGAAGCUGUGCCGUAACGCAAUGGAAGCUAUGCCGCACGUCCAAGCAGCUGCUUUGCUGGCUUCGGAAACGUGCCGCACAAUUUUUAAGGACAGAAGAUGGAACUGUUCCUCCAUCACCACUGCACCGUAUCUUACGCCGGACUUAACCAGAGCAACGAGAGAACAGGCAUACGCCUACGCAAUUAGUUCAGCAGCUUUGACCUACACUAUGGCAAGGGCUUGCGCCAGUGGUGCCUUGUACCACUGUACUUGUGCCAGCAAGCCCAAUGAACCUCCAAGUGGUAAUUUCCAAUGGGGUGGCUGUGGAGACAACCUAAAGUGGGCGACGCAUUUCGCCAAGCGAUUUAUUGAUAACGCAGAAAAAUACAUGGCUGAGAAAUCCAAGAAGAACGUCAAAAGAGAUAUGUUACAGAGCAGUGAGGAUGCACUGAACAAUGAACUAGCAGCAGUGAAUUUGCACAACAACAAAAUUGGAAGAAAGGUUAUUGGUGAAAGUUUGAGGAUACAGUGCAAAUGCCAUGGAGUUUCUGGUUCAUGUAACAUAAAAACGUGCUGGAAGGCUUUGCCAUCUAUGAUGGAUAUAGGCGCAAGACUUCUUCAAAAAUACACCAACGCCAAGGAAGUUCCCAAGAUAAAUGCGGAGGGGAAGGCUUUAAGUAUGGCUUUCAACAAAAAACAGACGUCGGAUCAAUUAAUUUUCUUCACAAAGUCGCCAGAUUAUUGUACAAAAGACGAAAGAUUGGGCAGCCUGGGCACAGUUGGAAGGGAAUGCAACGUCACAUCAAACAGUCCCAACAGCUGCCGCCAACUAUGUUGCGGAAGAGGAUACAGAACAGUAGUUGAGGAAAAAAUUGAAAGAUGCAAAUGCAAAUAUUAUAACUGCUGCUACGUUAAAUGCAAAAUAUGUAGAACUAUGACCCAAAGACAUGAGUGCAGCUAGAUUAUAGAUCUCAUCUUUCGUCAUUAAAUGUGCAUGAUGUAAUGAGCAGCUCCAUAACAAUAGAAACGGUUUUAUACUUUUAGAGUUAAAGAUAAGAAGCCGUACUGUACUGGGCAUUGCUAAGUUAAUGAAGAAUUUGCUUUAUACAUUAGCAUAGGUACUACAAACUCUUUAAAUGUGUAAAACAUGAAAAUAUUAACGACUUGUUAAUGCCAUUAAACGUCUACUAAAAAUGCGGAUUUUCC